GGGACUAGACCCUAGUCUCGAUCCCAGAUCGGAGCUUGGACUACAGUGGGACUAGACCUUGGUCCAGAUCCCAGACUUGGACUUGAGUUGAAAGAAUCAUGGCGAGGUGGAGAUUCUUCCUGGAGGUUUUUCUGUGUCUUUGCUGCUCUGUAAAUGGACAAAAUUGGAGAGACAGAUUUGAGUCAUUUAGCCGUUAUGAAGAACGUCACAGUCGUCCACUUGAGAUCAGCACAGCACCAAGGUUCAGAGUUCUUGCUCCGGAUGUACUCAGAGCAGACAGUGAGGAGAACAUUGUUCUUCAGGCCGAUGGGUUCUCCGAUAUGCUUCCGGUCAUGGUCCAAGUCUGGGACUUCAGCAUGAGCAGGGAGCUUGCGCAGAGCGCUACCACCCUGAGCCCAGACAAUGGAUACCACAAACUACACACCAUACAGUUUCCAUCUAUAAACCUGGAGCCCGAGAAGAACAAAGAGAGGUUUGUGUAUCUCAAAGUGAUUUUUCAAGGAUUUGAACCUGUGCUGCGACAGGUCCUGGUCUCAUUUCAUCAAGGUUACAUCUUCAUCCAGACAGACAAGCCCAUCUACAACCCCGGAGACAAAGUUCAUCUCAGAGCAUUUGUUUCUUCUCCGUUUUUUAAGGCAAUCACAAGCACCAUCACACUCGACAUCAAGAAUCCUGACGGUAUUGUGGUUUAUAAUACGGCCAAGAUGAGGACCCCCAACGGCAUCUUUAGGGACUCCUUCGGCCUCACAGAGCUUGUCAAUGAAGGUACAUGGACAGUAACGGCAAAGUUUGACAACUGGGAGCAGAACACGUUCAACUCCACGUUUGAAGUUAAGAAAUACGUGCUUCCUGCAUUCAACGUGACCCUCACUCCACAGAAACCCUUCUUUAGCGUCGACGACAGUGAACUGGUCGUAACCAUCACAGCCAGGUACCUGUAUGGUCAGCCAGUGCAGGGAAAGGCUUAUGUAAUGUUUGGAGUGAAACACGCAAGAGAGAAGAUCCGCCUGAGAGCCAUGAAGCAGGUCACCAAUCUGGAUGAAGGGACAGUCUCUCUGACCCUGAAUGACCUGAAAGCGGAGUACCCAGACAUCAGGAGUUUAGUGGGAAAGUCCAUCUACGUCAAAGCCUCAGUCCUCACUCAAUCAGGCAGUGAUCUGGUGGAGGUAGAGAAGAGCGGGAUCCGGGUUGUGAUUUCUCCUUUCGUUUUAUCGUUCAAAGACGCUCCAAAAUACUUCAAACCAGGCCUGCCCCUCGACCUCACGGUGGAUGUGAGACACCAUGACGGCUCUCCAGUCCAAAAUGUCAAAGUGAAGCUGUCAUUGGUGGACGCUCCACUAGAGGUCUCUGGGGGCACCAUUCGCACCAGUCUGAACAUGCCCAAAGGGAGGCACAUGCAGCUAAUCACGGCAGAGACAGUGGAACCAGGGCUGAGGCCGGAGCAGCAGGCCCGCACAGAGCUCCGGCUUUCGCCCUACACGACACACAGCUCCCCCCUGAACCUGCUCUACAUCUCUGGGGUGAACCACAGAGUAUCUGUGGGCGAGAGUCUGCGGCUCAUGUUCAGUGUCAGCGUGGAGAAGCCAGAGCACCUGCAGCACAUCAAACACAUCACAUACAUGGUGCUAAACAAAGGGCAUAUCAUCAAAGCGGAGCGGGUGAAUGUCUUGUCUCAGAUUGUAGUGGUGGUGCCGCUCAGCGUGACCCCAGACAUGCUGCCCUCUUUUCGCGUAGUGGCCUUCUAUUCGCUCCCCUGGUCAGGUCAGGAGGAGGUGGUGGCUGACUCCAUCUAUGUGGAGGUGCAAGAGUCCUGUGCUGAGAAGCUGAAGGUGGGACCAGAGGGGAAAGCCUCCGACCUGAUGCCCGGGAAGGUGCUCCGUUUUCAGGUACAAGCAGAGCCUGGCUCCACUGUCAGCCUGGUCGCUGUGGACAACUCUGUGUUUCUGCUGCGGAGAGACAGACUCACCCAGAGCAAGGUGUGGGGUGUGGUGCAGAGGGGAGACCUGGGCUGCUCGAGGGGGGGAGGGUCCAGUGCCAGAGGAGUGUUCUCAGACGCUGGGCUGCUCUUCUUCUCAAACUCUGGCUUCCAAACUGUCUUUAGACCAACACUGCAAUGCCCACGCAGCUCCAGGGGGAGGCGCUCUGCUGAUCGGUUAGAACGCAAAGCUGAACUUGAACGUCAGUACAAAGAUGACCUGUUACGUCGCUGCUGUCUGGACGGUCUCAGGGACAUUCCAAUGAAGUAUUCUUGCACGCGGCGUUCCCUGUACAUCUCCGAGGGUCUGGAGUGUAUCCGGGCGUUCCGAUACUGCUGUGGCACGUACAGAGAGGAGCCCAUCGACCCACACAUGCCCACCGCUAUGCCCAGCUUCAUCACAACCACCACCGCCGCACCCACCACCACCGCAGCCAUGAGAUGGGGGGGCAGAGUGGUGCCGUACUCUCGGGGCAGGUUCAACUUUGAAGAAAGAAUUGUAUUCUUGCGGAAGGAGACUCGCAAGAUCAUGGCCCAACCAGUGAGACCGGAUCCAGUAAGGGGGGAGGCUGGUCGUGUUGGGAUGGCCCGCACAGAUGCCACUGAGCUGGAUGACUUGUACGAGGAGGAGGAGGAUGAAGAGGACUUUGAUGAGACAAGAGUGGAAACCAGGUUUAGGUUCCAAGAGUCGUGGCUCUGGGAGGACGUGCCUGUGCCCCUCAAAACGGACCACACCACAAGACUCUCUUCUGUGACUCUAAUGCGCCCCCUGCCUGACAGUAUUACAGAGUGGGGCAUCAUGGCCGUCAGUGCCUCGGCUCAAACAGGUUUUUGUGUGGCUGAGCCUUAUAACGUCCGAGCCUGGAAGCCCCUCUUUGUGGAUCUGAAGUUGCCAUAUUCUGUUGCCCGAAAUGAACAAGUCCAGAUCCGAGCCGUGGUCCACAACUACUCCCCUGUCAACAGAGAGGUACGUGUGACCUUGAUGAGGACUGACAACAUGUGCAGCGUUGCGUUUAGGGAGAAGUUCGUUCAGGAGGUGUUGGUAGCGUCGGGCUCCUCCGUGAUGCUGCCCUUCACUGUGGUGCCUCUGGCUGUGGGACACCAGCCUCUCGAGGUCAUGGUGGUCACCAAAGACCUGAUGAUGACUGACCGUGUCCAGAAGAACCUACGCGUGGUGAUGGAGGGAAUGCAGAAGACCAAAGUGUGGAGUGUUGUGUUGAACCCUGCAGCCGAAGGAGGCACUCAGACGUUGCGGAUGGGGAAGAUCGAACUGGACUCUGUGGUGCCAAACUCCGUCCCAGAAACCUUCAUCAACAUCCGAGGAAACGUGCUAGCCGACAGCCUGGAGAACUCACUGAACCAGGACUCUCUGGCGUCUCUGAUCCGGUUGCCUGGAGGCUGUGUGGAGCAGAACCUGGCCUCCAUGUCUCUGCCCACCAUUGCAUUCCUAUACCUGGAGAGAGCUGAUGACUGGGGAAGAGUGGGCGGACAUCGCAAAGAUGAAGCAAUCGGGUUCAUACGAAAAGGUUACACCAAUCAGCUGGCCUACAGGAGGAGUGAUGGCUCAUACCCCCCCUACAGGAAGCAAGGGGCAAGCACAUGGAUCACUGCAUUUGUGGUGAAGGUCUUCUCCAUGGCUCACUCAAUCAUCGGAGUGGAUGAGCAGCAGGUCUGUGAGCCUCUGCUGUAUCUGCUCAAGCACCGAUACAAACCAAAGCAGGGAGUGUUCAUCGAGGAGAACCCAGUCUAUAGCACCACCAUGACGGGCGGUCUCCGUGGUGAUGACCCCCAGGUGACUCUCACAGCUUUUGUUUUGAUUGCAUUGGCCGAAGCAAAGGAGGCCAAUAUCCGCUGCAGUGAGGCCGGACUCGACGUACAGGACAUAAUCCGUAACACCGCAACCUACCUGAAGACGGCUCUGCAGCUCCGACGACGGCCCUACACGGUGGCCAUCUCAUCGUACGCUCUGGCUCUGUUCAAGGACCAGGUGGACUUCAACCCAAUACCACCACUGCUCCAAGCCGCCUCUGCUGGUGGCAGUCAGUGGGUGGACAGUGAGAACCGCCUCUUCAGUCUGGAGGCUACUGGCUACGCUCUGUUAGCUCUGCUUAAAAUGGAUGCCAUGACAGAGGCUGCUCCUGUGUUUAAAUGGUUAAACAGCCAACGCAUGCAGGGAGGAGGCUACGGGUCCACUCAGCCCACAGUGGUAGUUCUCCAGGCCUUGUCCGAGUACCUGAUCAAAAAGCCACCUCCUCAAAACCUGGAUCUGAACGUGGAAGUCCGGAUGGGAGCUCGUACAAUUCCCUAUAACUUCAACCCAGACACCUCCUACGCAGCUCGCUCAACCCGGCUUCUUGAUAAUGUGGAUCUGGAGGUGCAGGCUCAGGGGAAUGGACAGGGCAUCCUCGAAGUGGUGACAUAUUACAACCAGCUUCACGAGGCGGCGGAGAAAACGCCGUGCAAAGACUUUGAGCUCCAAGUCACAGUGGAUGAAUCGGAUGAAAAGCCUACUGCAGAUGUGGUGAAGUCCUACCUAAUGACCAUCAAAGUUCGGGCACUAGGACCCAGAGACGUGCGGAUGGUGGUGCUGGACGUGAGUCUGCCCACUGGCUUCACUCCAAACAACGCAGACCUCGACAUGCUUUCUAACUCUGUGGACAAAUACAUCGCCAACUUUAAGGUCGUAGACAACCUGAGUGACAGAGGCUCUCUGAUCCUGCACUUGUUUAAGGUUUCUCAUAAAGAACCGGAGAUUCUGAUUUUCAAACUGCAGCAGAACUUUAAAAUAGGACACAUCCAACCCUCCUCUGUCACUGUGUAUGAGUACUACAACCCAGAUCACCGGUGCAGCCGUUCGUUCACUCCCAGAGAGAACACAGAGGAGCUGACUCAGAUCUGUUCGAAUAAUGUCUGCAGAUGCACUCAAGGAGACUGCUGUGUCCCUAAGGAAGACUCUGAAAACUUCUCAAGUGAAGACCGCGUGUUGUUUGCCUGCACCACUCUGCACCACGUGUUCAAAGUGAAAGUUCUGAGUGCGACCGAGAGUUAUUAUGACAAAUAUGAGCUGCAAAUCACACAACUCAUCAAACUAGGAGCGGAGUCUGGAAUUCUGGCCGGACAGACCCGGACUUUCCUGUCUCAUGGAGCCUGCAGAGACAGACUCAAGCUGAUCCCAAACCAGGAGUACCUCAUUAUGGGGCCCAAGCACGACCAGUGGAACAUUGACAGCGCCAACAACAGGUUCGUGUACCUGCUGGGUAAGAAGACAUGGGUGGAGCGAUGGCCGUCUGCAGAGGAGUGCAGCUCCUCCCUCGGGCAGAAGUGUGAAAGUCUGAACGCUAUGGCCGACGAGCUGUCCACGAACGCAUGCCGACUGUAACUGCAAUGUACACAGUGUCCCUGAACGCACCACUACUGGAGCAGUCCCAUAACACUGGCCAUGUUCUCAUGGACACCACAAAUCAGGUCCUAUGGUAAAAUUGGAUAGUUUUGAUCUAAUUUAUAGUUAAUACUCUGAGCAUAUCCACAUGAAACAAAAACUGGCUCAAAGUUCAACAUUUUCUUUGUCAGUAUAAAUAAACAUGUGAAAUUAUAAGUGUGAAAGUGUCAAAAGCUGUAUUAUUGAAACUAUCAGACUAAUAACUAAUACCAUGUAAAGCUGUUUUACAAAAGCUUCUUGACAAAUAUAAUACAUUAUAACAGUUUGAUUUCUUAGUCCGUAUUCAACUGUGUAAAGCUGAUAUGGGCCUUGGCAGAGUGGUUAGCCUUUUUUGCCUCAUAACACAAAGCGUUUGGGUUCUCCUUAGACUUGGCUCCAUUCAUAAACCUAAAAAAAGCAGAUUAAAGGGCUCAUAUUAUUCACAUUUUGAUAUGUUAUGUUUCCUCAUCAAAAACAUACUUGUUCUUUCACACCUAUUUAACACAAAAAUUCUGCAUAUUUAAUUAGAGUUCUUCUCUGAAACAGAAAACAGUCAUUUCCACCUUGUGAUGUCAUGUGGUAAUACAGGAAGUGCUCCACUGUGUUUUUAAACUCCAUACACUUUUACUAGAAUCAUUUGGAUCAUUCCAGCCCUGGAAUUUUGACAGACCGAUAAUAAAGAGUUACUGAAAUAUGUGUGAAUCAAACCAACUCCAGGUGUGUUUUUGAUGAGGUAACAAGAUUAUAACAUGUCUUAAAGCUCACAAGAGUCAUUUGCACAGGAAGGGCCUGUUCACUGUUUACAUUUACUCACAAGAACACAGUGACAGAUUCAAGUGUAUGUGACUAAUCGAAAAACAGCUAACUAAUGUUCAAUGUUGGGAAGGAAAUACAUUUUUAAAAAUCCAUAUUCUGAAUAAUAAUUUUAAGGAGCAGUAUUGCAGUACAGGUACUCGUUUUUAUUUUAUUCAGAAUACAGUAACUUUCCUAAAAUUAAAACAAUACCUCAGGGCACUUUAUCAAGAAAUUCUGUGUUGAAACUGCCACCAUUAUGAGUGCAAAUGACAAAAAGCUGUUUUAACUGCGGAUGCUACAGUAUAUCGAUUAUCGGUGAUAUUGAAUAUUGUACUGGUAGUUUUUCUGCACUGCACCAGUCUGUGUGCCCAUGUGUCAUUCCCAGUUUAUCCUCAGAGCAGUAGCUUUGUCUUUUUGUCAUUCAUGAGGAGACAUAUGAAUUUAUAUCCCAGAUAAACCUCAAAAUAACAUACAUUUGGUCUGUACUAUAAGCUUAACAUGGGAAUUGGCAAAAAUCUGUUAUCGACCACAACAGCAUCAUAUCGAAUCUCCUCUAGUUUUAAUAAUAUGUAAUGUUUUCAUGCUAUAAUAAAAACUCCAAAUUAAUGUGUCAAUCAAAUACAUUUAAUGCAAAUAUUCAGUAUUUUGCAACAUAAUGCAUUUUAUACAGUAUUCUUCUCAACAUGGCUAAUGCUAGCUAGAGUGUAAAGUUAUUUGAGAGGGAUUUAACAGCACAGCUCACCUGUUGUAGUUUUAACUAAGACUCAGAUUAAAGUCUAACUUGAGUAACAGAUUCAGACAAAGCAGUGCCUCCUGUUGUGGAUGACAUCAUGUGAAAGGCAUCAGUAUUCUUUUUUGAGUGCAGUUUUGGCCCCAUCAGACCAGCCAAAGCUUAUAUUCAACUUAUGGCCCGCAACCCACCUUCCAAACAUUCUCUUGUUUGCUGGUUUAGUUAGUCCUGUUUUAGACCUGGUUUUAUUCUGGGUUACUACUAGUGUAGUCCUGGAUUUGUCCUGGUUCAGUCCUUGUUUAAUUUUGAGUUAGCCAUGGUUUGACACCAAGAAGUGUUCAAAUUGUUCUCGCAUCUCGUCCAGCCCAAAAGCCACACCCCUCUUAAAAAUCUGACCCUUGUGCAAAUUUGGUUGAAGCCCUUGCUUAUACUAUACUCUGGGGAAAAACAAUCACGUCUCUACUAUGGAAAUUGCCCCAUCCUCCUCUUGAGUUUCACACAAAAGAUUUUAAGACCAGUUGAAAAAUUGCAAGAAUCCACAUUUUGCACUAUUGAAUCUUAAGAAGGUUCAAAGUAGUACUUCAAAAUGCAAAAAGCAAUGGGAGUGAGACAAGAAAAGAUUUUGAAUAAGCAAUUUAUCGGAAACAAUCAUUAAACUGAAAUAGGCUGAUCAAAAGUUUAAGACCACGUCUCAAAAACAAAACAAAAAAAACAACAACCCUAAAAUAGAAAUAAAAUGUUCAAAAAUGGACUCAGUAAUGAGUAGCUGCACGAUUCUUGUUAAUCACCUGAAAAAUUCGUUUCAGCAUGUUUGAUGCUAGUGUUUCUAGGAGGUUCGUGGGAAUGUUGCUCCAUGUGGUGAAGAUGGCUUCAUGGAGGGCAUCCACUGUCUAGAACUGGUGUCCAUUUUUGUAAACUUCCCUUGCCAUCCAACCCCAAAUGUUCUCAAUUGGAUUUAGAUCAGGGGAACAUGCAGGAUGGUUCAAAAGAGUGAUGUUAUUUCUCUGGAAGAAGUCCUUUGUCAGGGGGUGUUGUGAACUGCAGCAUUGUCCUGUUGAAAAACCCAGUGAUUACCACACAGACGAUGGCCUUCAGUCAUGAGGGAUUCCCCCUGCAACAUCUCCACAGCCAGCUGCCGUUUGACGCCUCUGCACAACCUGAAGCUCCAUUGUUCCACUGAAGCAAAAAGAGCCCCAGAUCAUGAUGGC
This is a messenger RNA of Periophthalmus magnuspinnatus, 8126 nucleotides long. RefSeq names its product complement C3-like. Gene Ontology annotation, cellular component: extracellular region. Gene Ontology annotation, molecular function: protein binding; endopeptidase inhibitor activity. Lineage: Eukaryota; Metazoa; Chordata; Actinopteri; Gobiiformes; Gobiidae. The record is from RefSeq and is a predicted model, not a curated record. The transcript is spliced from 44 exons. The coding region runs from base 99 to 5354 and encodes 1751 amino acids.